Molecule: messenger RNA, 2484 nt
Organism: Labrus bergylta (ballan wrasse)
Lineage: Eukaryota; Metazoa; Chordata; Actinopteri; Labriformes; Labridae
Gene: efcab7
Product: EF-hand calcium binding domain 7
Biological process (GO): positive regulation of protein localization to ciliary membrane
Cellular component (GO): ciliary membrane; plasma membrane protein complex
Molecular function (GO): calcium ion binding
Source: RefSeq, a predicted model, not a curated record
GGCAGCAGAUAGCAACGGGGUGUGACAAACGACACGGCUGGCGUAAAUAUGAUUAAGUGAAUACAUAUUUGAUGUUAUUUGUAUGAGAACAAAAGUGUGUAAAGUAGAGUUAACAUAGUUUUAACCAACAGUAGCUGCCGUAUCGGGUUGUAGUCUGGUUUGACACCUGGAAAGUGUUAGCUUACGAUAAACCUUUUCAAGAUGUCUUUUCAAGAGUCACCUCAUCCCUCUGAUGAAGAGGAGACUUUCUACACGCAGUGCAGAGCCGCGUACCUGGCUGUGUUCAGGUCUAGUUUGACUCAUAUCGCUUCAAAACAGCAAUUAUGUCGUGCUCUCCAGCAGGCCGGCAGAAAUCCAUCCCGUGUAACUCUGAAUAAAUACUGGACCCCGAGGACAUCCAAACUCAACUUUGAUGACUUCUGUGAGAUCCUUAGGUGUGAGAGGAAGACGGAGGAAACAGAGCUGAUGAAAGCCUUCAAAAAGAUGGAUGUGAACGGUGAUGGCUACAUCUCACACAAAGAACUUGAGGCGACUCUUACCACUAGUGGAGAGAAUAUGACCCCUGAAGAGGUGAACGCCAUUUUCUCAUUAGCUGACAUCAACAAAGACGGCAAACUGGACUAUGCAGAAUUCUGCAGAUUGCUUGUGUCUACAGUAGAGCAGUGUCAGACAGCUGCUUUGGAGAGGCUAGAGACUAACGCCAAGCUGAAGAGACAGAACUUUGGCAGUCAGUCAUACAGCCCUCCGAAGAGCUCCGUGUCAUCAGCGGCGACAUCAGGAUCAGCAGCAGCAGCAGCAGCAGCAGCAGCAGCAGCGACCCUCCCUCAGCCACCAGAAACUCCCAGAGCCGACUCAGACACAACACUCAAGAAAGGUACAACAUGUGCUGUGACAACCGAGGGAGUAGUAAACAAGAAAGACAGCCGAUCGUCAUCUCGUCCUUCUUCGGCUCGCAGCAGACGGUCGUCCCUGUCCAAUCCGACCACGCUGACAACCAGCAGCGCUAAGGCUGGCAAAGUCCAAGAGCCCUCAGGCUUACAGGAGUGGCAUCAGAGUUCAGUGAAGGGCUGUUUCUUCGUGGAGGAUGAUGGGAGUAUCAGCUCUCUGCAGUACCAGCUCCACAUCCCGCAGACCACCAACGUCUACCUGACCAUCCAACCACUCAGCCUCAGCCACAGGCCUGACAAGCCCUCUCCGUGGAUGACAGUGGACACGGCCCUGUUCGUCACGUCAGCCGGUGAAACCAAAGAGGAUUCAACUCUAGUGUGCUUCACUGAGUCCAAAGACAGAGAGAAAUAUAUUUGGAGAGGAGAGUUGAAUGCUGGGAAUUAUUACCUGCUCCCCUUCACUAGUGGCUGCAAACUGAAGAAAAGAACUACAAAGAACCUCCCGAAUAAACCCGUGGAGCUCAUCUACAGGACGGAUACUGGGGAACUAGAUCUCACCAGGGAGCUCAGGGAGGUGCUGUCUGACAUCUUUGAAGUGAUUGACACGGAUGGGAACUGUUUGCUCAGUCUGGAGGAGUACAAUUUCUUCGAGAUGAGAACCAGUGGAGAGAAAUGUGACAAAGAUGCCUGGGCUGUCUGCAAAGAGAACUUUGAUAUGAUAAAGAACCAGCUGACCAGGCAGGGCUUCCUGGAGCUGAACCUGAUGGAGGCCACGGAGAAAGACGGAGACCCUGCAGACCUGUGGGUCACCCUGGAGGCCAUGGGCUACAACCGAAUGUUGGAGCUAGAAGAGGCGUGUCCGUUCCAGAUAGAAGUACACUGUGAAGGCACUCAGCCCGCCAUCCAGCCGCUCAGUUUGGACUCGGGGCCCAAGCUUCUGAACCAGGCCCUCCUGAAGUCCAUCACAGCCAGGAUCGGGGCCAAAGCACUGAGGGGCCAAGACAGCGUCUUCAUCUACACCUACAGAGGAGAACACAGGUUCUCCUCCGUCAUAGCCAACAAGAACAACCAGAAAGUGACCGUCCAUGUGAACAACGAGCAGAGCAGGAACUGCUGCAGCAGCAGAGGCAUGAGUGUGUUUGCUGUGGAGGUGCCAGCCAGGACUAAGAUGGUGUGCCAACAUGUUCUUCCCAUCAACGAUAAACAGGAUUGGACGUACAACUGUAUGGAGAGCAUAUUACCCUGCACGUAAGAGUAACAUCAACGACGGGCUUUAAAAAGGAUUCAAGAUGAACAGCAAUAGUUCUAAGUCCAUUUGGACUAUAAAAAAUAGUUGUGAUUGUUGGACUCAGUUAUUUUUACGAGACAUGAUAACAGUGACAGAUGCACAGUUUAUUUAUUAGUUUAUUAAAGCUUCAUUUGUCAGACUGUCACACCUGGAGAUUAAACCCUCUGCCCCAGGCUCAGAUGAAAGAAGUAGAGAAUGGUAUGAAGAACAUCUGAUAUUUGUUGUUGCUGCUUUCGUGCCUUUGUAAAUGUGACACCUCAAAAUUCCUUCAACAAAAAACAAUAAAAUAUAUUCAUAUUUAUCCUGUUA